GGCAGCUAGACAGAUGUAAGCUAGCACAGAUAUAAAUUAGACAAAGAAACCUUGUGAAGAGACUGAGUGAAAAAGAGUUUAAAGUAACGGAGGGUGAAAGGAGCGACUGUGACACAAAGCUAUAUGCGUUAUUCGAUAUAUAUGGAAGUAUGAAAUUGAAAGGUACGCCACCACUAUGUCUUUUUAAACUUUUUGUGAGCAGUCAGUGCAGAGAUUAGCUUUGGCUAGCUGCUAGUUAGCCGCUGUUGUUUUCCCACCAGCAGAUUGUACCAAAACGUGAGGGUUUGAGUUAGCUUGGUUAGUUAGCAUCCUGUCACAGGAAUCAGUGGAGGCCCUUUGUUUUACACCGGGUGAUGCGGGGUGUAAACAGCACAUUACCAAUUCAACUUAAGGUGUCCUCAGCUAGUUUGUGUUGCAACAAUGAGUAACGUAAGUCAGCCUGGUAAUGUGUGGACAGAUUUAAUGGUAACAUGGUUUGUGCUAAGAUAGCUGAUCGGUGCUAGCUGCAUUUGCGGUACAACGUUAAGGCUAAAGUGAAGUUAACAUUAAUCUAGCUAGUGGGGACAUUCAUGUUAGCUUUGGUUAGCCAAAUACGUAUUGCUCAUAGAACUGACAGAUUCGCAGAAUGUAAUUGUUUUCCUUUUCAAAUCAACGCUACUAUUCUUGGGUACCGUUAGCUAAACUAGCUAACGUUGUAAAGGACGAGUGAAGUGAUAUCGUUAAGCGAUAAUAAUGAUUGUUUUGGAAAUGUGUGUUGACAAUGUAGCUGAUGUGUCGCUAACAUUGAGCUGUUGCUUUCUACUGAUAUAUCGAUGGUUUGUAGUCACAUCCGCGCGCAUCUCAAAUAGCGUAUAGGCUAAAGUAAGCUGUGACGUUAAGUAAAUAUAUGAUCGUAUAACUUUCAACUAAGUUGAUGCGAACUAGCUAGAUGCUUCUUCGGAUAGCAUCAUAUCUGUUGUUCUUUAAGGCGAGGCUGCACGACUCCAGCUAAUCUGUUAGCCAAACAAAGUUGCAGGUGAUUCUUGAGUUGGCUAAUUUAACAGACAGGCCGACAGUCAUUUCCUAGAGCAUACAAUAUAGCAUAACACAUACCAUCUAGCAUCCCUAAAGCUUACACUACCAACGUCUGUUAUCAAUCAACUAUCUAAACAUUAACUGUUGCCUUCAUUUUUAAAACAACGUUGCAUUGGCUAUUUUGAAAGCUCCAAUUUUCUAGGAAUAUCACUUUAUUGUCAGUUGGAUAAUUAAUGUCCCUAGAUAGAUAUGACAGGUCUGGUAUAUUGUUAGAUGUUUCAGUAUUGUUAGUGGAUACAAGGUUGAGCAAGUACAUGUGCUAUGUCUAAUAUAUGUUUGUUUAUUUGUCUUCCUAGAGUGGAACAUGAAGAUGGGGCCAUGAAGGAUCCUGUGAUAACUUAGAACAACUGCAUCUCUGUACAUUUCAACCAUUCAAGAGGUGAUUGGGAGGUUUCAUUUCCUUGCUGAGGCUGCAUGAUUUAGUUGUCAUAGUUAGGAUUAUAGCUAAAGGUGGUUCGGUUGCUGCAGUGUACUGCAAAAGAAGUUUAGCGUCAGGUCUGUUCAUUCAUUCCAACGACGAUACUUCAUGGGAUUUAUAUGCAAAGACACUAAAUGUCCUUGUUGUAGUCCCUGCUUACAUGUUUAUAAUUGCACAUUAUCUAACAAUUUAAAUAGUUAUAGUCUCUAACAGAAUCGUAACUUAAUACAAAGACGAGGGAAAGUUAUGUUUUAUGUAAACAAAGGGGAAAAAAAGCUGUAAAGUGGCAAAGUAAGUACACCCACACACACACACACAAAAACAAACGGUAAUUACAUGCGAGUUGAUUGUUGCUCUGAGAACCAGGGAUUCUGCAGUGUAUAUUGUAAAUCACAUGGCGGGACACUCGUACAGACAGUGAGUGAACUCUGGGGAAGAGAGCAGUAGUUUCAUCACUUCUCUGCCUUCAUAUCCUCUCGGCAUAGAGACACUUUUUUUGUGAUUCUUGCAUCAUGCAAGUCAUUUGUCUUUGUACAGUCUGUUAAAACUCUGUGUGAAGUAUAAAUCAGAAGUAAAGAUACAAUCGUCUGACAUUUGUAGGUUUGUGCCUCUAUCCUCGUUAGCCAGUUUGCCAAAAAAUAAUUCCCGACCAAGUUUAUACCUUUUUUUUUUUUUUAAGGAUCCAUUGAAAUACGUGACUCUGAGAUGGCUCGAUCAGAGGGUUUACAGGCCUUGAUAUGAACUUCACUUUGUGAGAAAGGUGAAAUGAAAUGUGCUCACAAAAGGGGGAUGUGUCCCCUUAGUGUCAAGGGAUGAGGGGACAUGAAAUACUUGCAAUUGCGAUUCUGCUAUUAUAGCACACAUGUCUGAACACAGCAGAUUUUGUGUUUACUUUGGCAUGCUGCUGGAUUAAGAGUUGGGCGGCUUAAGUUAAAUGAAAUUGGCACGUUUACACAUGAAAAAUGGCUGUUAUGACUAAAUCAACAUUUUUAAUUUCCCUGAAUACACACAGGCUUAUUAGCUGUAGCCUAGCCUGUAACUGACUACUCAGCCUAUGCAGAGGUUGCUGAGCAUCACUGUCUAGUAACUACCAAAUUUACCUCAACGUGUUAACGUUGUGACAUGAGAAGUUGUUUUUCUACAGUGUGUUUCCAGUUAAACUGCCACGAAAGCAAUCCAUGUGUGUCCUUCUUCCUCUGCUCAUUAUCUAAAUCAAGCAGUACAAAAUCUUUGCAAAAUGAUGUAACGUAAUGUAUCCUCGGGUGUCAUUGUGAAAGGAGCUGUGUUUGACAUUCUAAACAUUAAUAUUGCAGCAAACAGCGAUUUGUUAUGUAAAGAUAUUUUGGAGUAAUGUCUACCUGAAGAGAAUGAAGCCUCUGCGUGUGUUGUUGUCCGAGCUCUUCUCUUUGCUUUGUUGACAUAGCCGGGCCAGCCAAGCGUGCUUUUAGUGCAUGUUUGUGCAUGUGAGCGUGCUCCACUAGUUGGCUCACCGCGGCUGUACUGCACUACUGCGCUCAUACGCCGGUUACAGCUGAUAACUGUGGUGGAAGCGUAGCGCCCACCCCGAGGUUCCCCCUCAGGUAAACCCAGUUGGCUCUGUCGGCACUAUCGUCGUAGUUUGCACUGUUAGCAUCGUUAGCUAUGAGCCUAAGUUAAAGUAAGCAAGCACUCUUUCAAUGUUUUCAUGGGCACCUGACUAUUAUUUUAAGACAAACCUGUCCUUUUUAACGCAUUUAACUUUUUGUUCUCAAGGACAUGAAAGUUGACUUAGUUUCUUGUUGUUUUUUCGACAACCCUGAUUGCCAAAACACACCCUUGUAUGCAAUAUGUCAUCACUGUCGUUUGGUUGGUUGAGAAUAGCUUUGCUUCAGACGUGAGGAUGUUGGGCAUAUACAUGGCCGCAUAGUCUAGGACUGUGAAAUGACUGACGCUGUCUUGUUUGUCCAAUCAACAUUGAAGUAAGCACUGUUUUUUACAUAAUCACAGAGCAUAUAAUUUCCUAUGUAGCAUGGAUACAUUUGCAAUACUAAUCGCGGUACAUCCUAGAACCUGCAGUAGAAGGGAUUUGCAUUGUUUCCUCCUGUCCCAGAGUUAAACAUGUCUCCAAACGUUGCUCUCAUGGAAGUACAAGAUUUCAGGAUACAGUGAGAAUGCGGACUAUAUUUUUUCUUCACAUUUGGUAAUAAUUAGCAGAUUCAAAUCAUCUGAAGGAUUAUUUUUUCCAGUAGGUUUUUCUGCGAGGCUUAUUCUGAUGAAUUGUGAAUGUAUUCCCUCUGUGUAAUUUAUGCUGCUAAUUUAUGCAGAAUGAAUGUAACCUUUUCGUUUCCUUGAAUGAUUAGUGCUUAAAGGACGAAAGUGAGUGGUACUCCGAAGCCAGUGAUGUCACGGGUUCCCACCCCUCCUCCUCCUGGGGAGAUGUCAAGUGGACCUGUGGCAGAGAGCUGGUGUUACACACAGGUCAAAGUGGUGAAGUUUUCCUACAUGUGGACCAUAAACAACUUUAGUUUUUGCAGAGAAGAAAUGGGGGAGGUGCUGAAGAGCUCCACCUUCUCCUCUGGCCCUAAUGACAAGAUGAAAUGGUGUCUGCGAGUCAAUCCUAAGGGACUUGAUGAUGAAAGCAAAGAUUAUCUGUCAUUGUAUUUACUUCUUGUUAGUUGUCCAAAAAGUGAAGUCAGAGCAAAGUUCAAGUUUUCUUUGUUGAACGCUAAAAGAGAAGAGACAAAAGCGAUGGAAAGCCAAAGAGCAUAUAGAUUUGUCCAAGGCAAAGACUGGGGCUUCAAAAAAUUCAUAAGGAGAGAUUUCCUCCUUGAUGAAGCCAAUGGACUCUUACCAGAUGACAAGCUCACCCUGUUCUGUGAGGUAAGCGUUGUCCAGGACUCAGUUAACAUUUCGGGCCAGUCCAACAUGAACAUGCUGAAGGUGCCAGAGUGUCAGCUGUCUGAUGACCUGGGGAACCUGUGGGAGUGUUCACGCUUCACAGACUGCAGUCUCUAUGUGGGAGGGCAGGAGUUCAAAGCCCACAAAUCCAUCCUUGCAGCGAGGUCACCAGUCUUUAAUGCUAUGUUUGAACAUGAAAUGGAGGAGAGUAAAAAGAACCGUGUUGACAUCAGUGACGUAGACCCAGAUGUCUUUAAGGAAAUGAUGGGCUUCAUUUAUACGGGAAAAGCCCCAAACCUGGAGAAGAUGGCAGACAAUUUGCUGGCAGCUGCAGAUAAAUACGCUCUGGAGCGUUUAAAGGUCAUGUGUGAAGAGGCCUUGUGCAACAGCCUUUCCGUGGAGAAUGUGGCCGACACCCUCAUCCUAGCAGACUUGCACAGCGCCGAGCAGCUCAAAGCACAAGCCAUAGAUUUUAUCAACAGGUGCAGUGUCCUGAGACAGCUGGGCUGUAAAGAUGGAAAGAACUGGAAUAGCAAUCAUGCUACAGACAUAAUGGAGACUGCAGGCUGGAAGUCAAUGAUCCAAUCCCAUCCUCACUUGGUAGCCGAGGCCUUUCGUGCCCUGGCGUCAGCACAGUGCCCACCCUUUGGUCUUCCCAGGAAGCGUCUAAAACAGUCCUGACUGCCUGACUGUGCCCCGGGACUUUACUGGAGGUGUGAAGCGUGGGUUUACAAAGGACGGACUAGUGAGGAUACCACUCUUUUAUUUCCACCAAAACUGAACACACUUGAAUAAACGAAGAGUGGAGCUUUCUGGCCAGGGAUUUUGGGGGAGGCUGGCACGCGGACAUCAAUGGAUUGGGGGAAAGAAAAAAUUGGUAAAAUUGGUGUCGCUUGCUUGCUUUGCUGCCCCAACUGAAUUCCGUUUCAGCCCGGGUAGCAAGACAAGCUGUCUGCUACUGUUUUUUUUUUUUUUUGUUUUUUUUUCUCCUGUAAUUUUAAAAAUGGCCUUAAUAUAUCUGCCAUUGCUCUGGAGCUGCUCCAGAGUACUUUGUCUAUUUUACUCUGUGCCUGCCUUGUCACAAAGACCAGGCCACCUCCAGGUUGCACUAGUUCCCAUGAAUAGUCAUUUUGAUAUGGAGUUCUAUAGGAACGUAACAAAGGUUUAACUAAAUGGGAAAUAUUAUAUAUUUGUAAUGUUUAGCCCGUUUUGUGACUAGACAUUAAAAAGCAUGAACACUUUCAGUGCAAGGUCAGUUCUUUACACUUUUUAAAAUGUGUAUGCCCCAUAUUGAUGGCACCAUUUCUAUGUAAAUGACAGUUGAACCAUCUUCAGAAGACCAGUGUACAAGAAAGUCUGUUCUAUUGCAUAUUUGUGGGGAAAAAAUUGUAAUCUGCCAUUAUGAAGACCCAGCGUCAGUCCUUCCAAUUCACGUAAGACAGAAAAGUGUCUCUACUUUGGCCCUGCUAUAUUAAAACAUUGGAAGUAUUUACUCCCGUCUCCCAUUUGAAUGACAUAUUCCAGAUCAUACGUCUGUGAACUGUUCUAGAUUAAAUUUUUGAGAAUUUCUGUCUUUAGUACUGCCAACUUGCAAAUAUUAUAUAUUCUCAAUAUAUUGUGGUAACUAAAAGUGGAGAGACUAAUGCAUGGUCAUGUUAUUGUCAACGAAAGUGUCCAAGUACCAAUUUUGUUUUUUAACAGUUUUAUUUUCUGCAAUUAUCUGACACAUUUGUGCAGAAUGAAAUGAAUUUGAGUAUGUGCAAAAAGAAUAUCCUCUGACAUGCUUUGGACAUUCGUAGGAUGCUGAGCAUCACUUCUACUGGCAAUGUUAUUCUGUGUUUGAAUGGGGGGGGGGGUUGGGGGUUGUCAUGUUUAUUCAGUCCGUCUCGUAUGUAGUGUGGUGUGACCGACACUUCAGAGGAUUUUGUAAAUUAAAAGAGUAGCAUCGUUUUUACAUGAUAUUGCUCAUCAUUCAGAGUCAUGUUGAGAUGUUGAAACUUCUUUUUGUUUGGAAGCAGAAAAGACGAAGUUGUGGUCUGCAAGAAUGCCUGCAUUAACCCAUUAAACCAUUUUCCAGCA
This is a messenger RNA of Anarrhichthys ocellatus (wolf-eel), 6448 nucleotides long. RefSeq names its product speckle type BTB/POZ protein like a (gene spopla). Gene Ontology annotation, molecular function: protein binding. The transcript is spliced from 10 exons. The coding region runs from base 3872 to 5050 and encodes 392 amino acids. NCBI's taxonomy places the organism in Eukaryota, Metazoa, Chordata, Actinopteri, Perciformes, Anarhichadidae. The record is from RefSeq and is a predicted model, not a curated record.